UAUUUAUUUAUAAAUUUGAUCAAACACCACAAUUAAAUAGUUCAAUUAAUCUUAUUGAUGGAUGGACAAUGUUUUGUCCUUUCAAUUUAACCAAUGAUGAUAUCUAUCGAUAUUUUAUUGAUAAUCAACAAACACCUGGCCAUCAAUCAUUAAUAUUUGGAAUAAGAGAAUUAAAUUCAACAGAAACUAAUAGUUAUUGUUUGAAUAGUACUUCAAUAAAUACGUCUUUACCAAUCACUGAUGAACUAUAUGAUUUCACAUCAAAUUAUGAACUUCUUAUAUAUACAUCAGGCUGUUAUUAUCUUGAUGAAAAUAAUAAUUGGAAAUCAGAUGGAUUAACAGUUGGUCCUUUGACAAAUCUCUAUGAAACAGAGUGUCUUUCAACUCAUUUAACAACAUUUGCUGGUGGUUUUAUUGUUUUACCUGCACCAAUUAAUUGGAGUUAUGUUUUUGCAAAUGCUGAUUUUUCGAAAAAUAAAACAGUUUAUUUAACAAUGAUAUUUACUUCAAUAAUCUAUAUUAUUUUAAUGAUUUUUGCACGUUUUAAAGAUAAGAAAGAUUUUGAAAAAUUGGGAGUAACCCCAUUAGCUGAUAAUAAUAAAUCUGAUCAUUAUUAUUAUCAAAUUCUUGUUUUUACUGGUCAAAGAACAAAUGCAGGAACAGAUUCAAAAGUUUAUUUUGUUUUAUCGGGUGAUAAUGAUCAAACACAAAUUCGAUUAUUUUCUGAUCCUCAUCGAAAGAUUUUUCAACGUGGUGGAAUUAAUUCUUUUAUUAUUGCUGUUCCAAAAUCAUUGGGAUUAUUAAAUUAUAUUCGUAUUUGGCAUGAUAAUUCAGGUGAAGGUUCUUCAGCAUCAUGGUAUUUAAAAUAUAUUAUUGUUCGAGAUUUACAAACUAUGGAUAAAUCUUAUUU
This is a messenger RNA of Adineta steineri, 910 nucleotides long. The record is from the annotation of a GenBank genome assembly. NCBI's taxonomy places the organism in Eukaryota, Metazoa, Rotifera, Eurotatoria, Adinetida, Adinetidae.